UUAUUAUUUCCGAAGGAUCGACACCGGCCAACAUGCAUCUCUGUGCAGGAGUGAUAUUACUGCUAGUCCCCUGUGUGGUGCUGUCCGUAGACAGACAGAAGGUGUUUGGGAAUCUGCAUGAGUCGGCGUCUCUCCCCUGUACUGUGCAGUGCUCUGGUGAACUGACCUGGACCAGGUUUCAGAAGCAGGACGAUGUUCUGGUCAGGUGUAGCAGCGUCUCGUGCUGGUCUAAAGACGGGUUUAUUCUCUCUUAUGAACAGUACCUGAAGGGGAAUUCCUCCCUGACCAUGCUGAAAGCUGAUUACAGCCUUCGAGGACUCUACAUGGCCAAGUGUGUCUCUGAGACCGUCUGUGAAGUCGUCUUUACAUUGUCCCCUCUAGAGAUGACCCGUGUGAUUGCCCCAGGUGAACCCAUAGACGUGCUCUUACCCCUCACUGACCUGGUGGAGGUGAGUUUUACUCCGAGUGAUGCUGUACAACCAUCAAACCUGCAGAUCUGCACCGUGGAGAAUGAGAAGAUCCAGUGCAGUCCAGAUUAUAAAGAGAGAGCGUCUCUCCUCAACACUCUUCAGAUUAAAGAUGGAGACGUCUCUGACAGUGGGAACUACACAAUACAGGAUUUAGUGAAUGAUGAGACUUUAGCCAUCGUAACGGUCCAUAUGAGAGAUGAACCCGUGUCCCAGACUCGCUCUCGAGGACGACGCAGUGCUCCUGAGCCGUGUCCAGACAUCAAGCAGCAGGAAGGUGUUCCAGUGUGGGUGGUUGUACUGAUGGUACUGCUUGUAUCUGUGCUUGUGGUUGGAUCUGUGAUGUAUGUGCGUCUGAGGAGAGAAGUUCAGCAGCUCCGUGAGAAUGCUGAGAACAACGGACUCCCUCUCCUCCAGCAGGAUGGAAAUGGUAACCAUCCAGGAGAAGAGCCGAAUUAAAAAGAACCCUUAGGCCAGGUCCAGAGUGUAUGAUAAGAUAAUUAAUCAGAGUGUAGAUGAGCCACGUCGUAUAAAACUAUUGACGGCAUUACUCAUGUUACAUGAGUAAGAGAGGCUCUCUUCAAGUCAUUCCAUAGCAUCUCUAUUGGGUUGAGGUCUGGGCU
Ictalurus furcatus (blue catfish) is the source of this 1090-nucleotide messenger RNA. RefSeq lists its product as uncharacterized. The coding region runs from base 33 to 926 and encodes 297 amino acids. The transcript is spliced from 6 exons. Lineage: Eukaryota; Metazoa; Chordata; Actinopteri; Siluriformes; Ictaluridae. The record is from RefSeq and is a predicted model, not a curated record.